Cinclus cinclus is the source of this 1123-nucleotide messenger RNA. RefSeq names its product arf-GAP with coiled-coil, ANK repeat and PH domain-containing protein 3-like. The record is from RefSeq and is a predicted model, not a curated record. Gene Ontology annotation, molecular function: GTPase activator activity. The annotation marks the transcript as partial. Lineage: Eukaryota; Metazoa; Chordata; Aves; Passeriformes; Cinclidae. The transcript is spliced from 11 exons.
ACCCUCCUGCAGGAUUUUUCCUACGAUGAUUCCAAGGUGGAAUUCAACGUGGAUGCCCCCAACGGGGUGGUGAUGGAAGGUUACCUGUUCAAGAGAGCCAGCAACGCCUUCAAAACAUGGAACAGGAGAUGGUUUUCCAUCCAGAACAGCCAGCUCGUCUACCAGAAAAAACUCAAGGACGUUCUGACCGUGGUGGUCGAGGACCUGCGGCUCUGCUCGGUCAAGCCCUGCGAGGACAUCGAGAGGAGAUUCUGCUUCGAGGUCGUGUCCCCCACCAAGAGCUGCAUGCUGCAGGCUGACUCGGACAAGCUGCGCCAGGCGUGGAUCCAGGCAGUCCAAGCCAGCAUCGCCUCCGCGUACCGCGAGAGCCCCGACUGCUGCUUCCUCCAGAGGUUGGACCGAGCAGCCUCCCCCUCCACCAGCAGCAUCGACUCGGGCGCGGAGUGCCGGGAGCGCGGCGGGAAGGGGGAGAGCGUCGUGCACAGGGUGCAGAGCGUGCCGGGCAACGAGCGCUGCUGCGACUGCGGCCAGGGGGACCCGCGCUGGGCCAGCAUCAACCUGGGCGUGCUGCUGUGCAUCGAGUGCUCCGGGAUCCACAGGAGCCUGGGUGUUCACUGCUCCAAGGUCCGAUCCCUCACGCUGGAUUCCUGGGAGCCGGAGCUGCUCCGACUGAUGUGUGAGCUGGGGAACAGCGCCAUGAACCGGAUCUACGAGGCGCAGUGCGAGGAGCUGGGGCUGAAGAAACCAACAGCGGGGAGCUCCAGGCAGGACAAGGAGGCCUGGAUCAAGGUGAAGUACGUGGAGAAGAAAUUCCUACAGAAGUUACCGGCCGAGCCCCGGCGCUGGUGCCUGGAGAAAUUCCAGAGGCAGCCCCGAUCCCGCAGGAAAUCGCGCCGGGAAUUCGGGAACGGCUCCCGCCUCGCGCCGUCCUCAGCCGCCCCCCUGGAGAGGAAAUUCCGCCGCGAUUCCCUGUUCUGUCCCGACGAGCUGGAUUCGCUCUUCUCCUACUUCGACACCGGCGCCGGCUCCGGGCCCCGCAGUGCCAGCCUCGUGUCCCCUCAGCAGCCGCUGGCCGGCGGCGCCUGGGCCCGGGCGGGGCCCCCCGGCUCCCACCUGGACGGAG